AUGCCAUCGCAGAGGAAAGUGAAGCCACAUGAACGAGCUUUAGCUUUAUUAAUGAGACGCGAAAUGCAUUUCUCAUACCGUAAGAUUGCUUUAAAAACAAAACUUUCAAAGUCAACUGUAUUUGAUAUUGUUAAAAACGAGGAACUAAGCAACAAUCGAAUUUAUAAAAAGCAAGAAAAGAAAUCAAAAGGUGGACGGCCUGAACUGCUCAAUGCACGUGAUAAACGGAAUCUCGUGCUUUCAUUAAAGAAAUUGAGGGCCGUAGAUCCAAAUUUUACGAUAAAAGAAGUCGUACAAAACAGUGGUGUUGCAUUAAAAUCUGCAAGCUAUAGAACGUUUGUAAGAUGUAUUAAGAAACUUGGUUAUGGGUUCUACCCAAGUCGAAAAAAAGGUGUUAUGACGACAAAAGAUUUCAAGCAACGAAGAAAAUUCGGUAGAGAAGUGAAAGCGAAAAGUUGUGAAUACUGGACGAAGGAUGUUGCUUUUUACUUGGAUGGUGUAUCGUUUAUAUAUAAAGAAAUCCGAUGA
This is a messenger RNA of Dendronephthya gigantea, 528 nucleotides long. RefSeq lists its product as uncharacterized. Lineage: Eukaryota; Metazoa; Cnidaria; Anthozoa; Malacalcyonacea; Nephtheidae. The record is from RefSeq and is a predicted model, not a curated record. The transcript has a single exon. The coding region runs from base 1 to 528 and encodes 175 amino acids.